GGGCUUUCCCCUGUAGUGUCGUUACGCCAUUUAAACGUUGUCUGUUUUUCUCUCUACCCGAGCAUUUCUCACACUUCCUGCUGCAGAGUCUUACGCUUCAGCCUAAAGGGCGAUGGGGGGACAAGGCGAGAAAGGUCGGCAGAUCAAGAGACUGAAGGUGUCUUCAAAGGAUGAUUUCAAAGAUUUUGGCAUUGACGAGGACACAGAUUUUGCCGAUGCUGAAGAUAGUUCUCGGGAUGGCCUACAAGAAGGAAAGAAGAGGGACUUCACUAAACUGGAACUAAAGCUUGAUCACUCCAAUAGACCUUUGUGGGCUUGCGCAGAUGGGCGAAUUUUUCUCGAGACCUUCUCUCCAUUGUACAAACAAGCUUACGAUUUCCUCAUUGCAAUUGCCGAACCUGUAUGUAGGCCAGAAUCAAUGCAUGAAUACAACCUGACGCCCCAUUCAUUGUAUGCUGCUGUAUCUGUGGGGCUCGAAACCGAAACCAUAAUAUCAGUUCUGAACAAAUUGUCGAAGACAAAACUUCCUAGAGAGAUGAUCGAUUUCAUCCAUGGUUCCACUGCAAAUUAUGGAAAAGUGAAGCUGGUCCUCAAGAAAAAUCGUUACUUUGUUGAAUCGCCAUUUCCUGAGGUUUUGAAGACCCUUCUCAGGGAUGGUACUAUUGCUGGGGCAAGAAUUUCCUCUGACCAGGCAUCUACAUUGCAUGGGGAUGCAUUUACAGUUAGCAAAACAAUGGGUGAAAUAGAAGGUGGUCAUCAGGAGUUGCUUGAUGAAGUAGAUGUGGCAGCAGCAGCUGAAGAGAAGGAAACCCAUUCCUUUGAAAUUGAUCCUGCUCAGGUUGAACAGGUGAAGCAACGUUGUUUACCUAAUGCUUUGAAUUUUCCAAUGCUGGAGGAAUAUGACUUCAGAAAUGACACUGUGAAUCCUGACUUGAACAUGGAGUUGAAGCCCCAUGCACAACCCCGACCUUACCAAGAGAAGAGUCUCAGCAAGAUGUUUGGAAAUGGUAGAGCUAGAUCUGGCAUUAUUGUCCUCCCUUGUGGAGCAGGGAAAUCUCUUGUUGGUGUUUCUGCAGCUUGUCGGAUUAAAAAGAGCUGCCUCUGCUUGGCAACAAAUGCUGUUUCCGUAGAUCAGUGGGCAUUUCAGUUUAAGCUUUGGUCUACUAUUAGAGAUGAUCAAAUUUGCCGUUUUACUUCUGAUAGCAAGGAAACAUUUCGUGGCAAUGCUGGUGUGGUUGUGACAACUUAUAACAUGGUUGCUUUUGGUGGUAAACGUUCUGAAGAGUCAGAGAAAAUUAUCGAGGAAAUUCGGAAAAGAGAGUGGGGUUUGCUUCUGAUGGAUGAGGUGCAUGUGGUUCCAGCACAUAUGUUUCGUAAGGUCUUAAGCAUCACCAAAUCGCACUGUAAACUUGGGCUCACUGCCACACUGGUGAGAGAGGAUGAACGUAUCACAGAUUUGAACUUCCUUAUUGGUCCCAAACUAUAUGAAGCAAACUGGUUGGAUUUGGUCAAAGGAGGAUUUAUUGCUAAUGUGCAGUGUGCUGAGGUUUGGUGUCCAAUGACAAAGGAAUUCUUUGCAGAAUAUUUGAAGAAGGAAAAUUCCAAAAAGAAACAGGCAUUGUAUGUGAUGAAUCCCAACAAAUUUAGAGCAUGUGAAUUUCUGAUUCGUUUCCAUGAGCAACAGCGUGGAGAUAAAAUAAUUGUUUUUGCUGACAAUUUGUUUGCAUUAACUGAGUACGCGAUGAAGCUUCGUAAACCCAUGAUCUAUGGUGCUACCAGCCACACAGAAAGGACAAGAAUUCUUUCAGCAUUUAAAAGCAGUCCAGAUGUUAACACUGUUUUCCUGUCAAAGGUCGGUGAUAAUUCAAUUGAUAUUCCUGAGGCCAAUGUGAUUAUACAGAUCUCAUCUCAUGCUGGUUCUCGGCGGCAAGAAGCCCAACGUCUUGGUCGUAUCCUCAGGGCAAAAGGCCGACUUCAAGAUAGAAUGGCUGGGGGUAAAGAAGAAUACAAUGCUUUUUUCUAUUCGUUGGUAUCCACUGAUACACAGGAGAUGUAUUACUCAACUAAAAGGCAACAAUUCUUGAUUGAUCAAGGUUAUAGCUUUAAGAUAAUCACAAGCUUACCUCCACCUUGUUCAGGAGCUGAACUCGGUUACUACCAUCUUGAAGAUCAACUUGCACUCCUCACUAAGGUGCUUAGUGCAGGGGAUGAUGCUGUUGGUUUAGAGCAGCUAGAAGAAGAUACAGACGACAUAGCUCUCCAAAAGGCUCGACGAUCUGUUGGAUCGAUGAGUGCUAUGUCCGGUGCAAAUGGGAGGGUGUACAUGGAAUACAGAACUGGGCAUGGCAAACAGCCAGGGCAGGUCCAAGGCAAAGGCAAGCCAAAAGAUCCUAAUAAGCGACAUGUACUGUUUAAGAAACGGUUUGGUUAAGCUACUACUACGCUUGAUCAACUGGUAAACUAAGCAGGGCAGUACUUAUUUUCCGUUUCAGCCAUUUUAUGGAUUUCAGGUGUAUGGGACAGAAAAUGAGUUUCUUGUGAAAUCAAGUGGACAUGGAAAUCCACCACACAGGCACAUGCAUGCGCAUAUGUUCACAUACUAUUCAGUACCUAUGCGAUGCAUCGAUUGAUCUAUCUCAAUGGUUAGAGAGGGACCCAAAAGAGUGGAAAGAGAGGCUAAAUUAUGAGGAGCCUGAUGUGUAAGAGUAUGUAUAGGAGUUGCUAUUGCCCCUCGCCACAUCUCUUUCUCUCUCUCGCCUUCUUCCUUUAUGUGCAUGCCUGCCCCCUCGCUUCACUGGUCAAGGGAACUCGGUUAGUGUUCUGACUUCCUCACCUCUCUUCAGCAGCAAAAAGGGCGUGAGGGGUUAUAGGUGGGUUCUUUUGUGCAUCUCCUCCCUCCCUCUGCUACUUUCUUUACCCCCACAACUCUACCUAGCUUAGGAAUCAUAGAGGCCAGCAUCACUGAGGGGUGGUGGCUGUUUUAGCCAAAGUUGCCUUAGACUGCUUCAAGUAUUUGAUUAUUAUCCCAUGGACUUUCUUUUCGAAUAUGGCGUUGAGUUAUUAAAAGAUGACACUUCAUGUGCCUUCUCUUUGUGUGUGCUCCAGAAAGUGUAGGGAUUCUGUCGUAUACACAACUUAAAUUGUAAUGUUGUAGUGGCAUUUUGGAAGCCUCUGUGAGAAACCCAUAUUUAUAGCAAUAGCUUAAAACGUGAUUAACAUAUUGUAAGCCUUUCGAAAAAGCUAUUUUGUUGGAAGAUUUGGGGUGUAUGCUGUGUGUUGACACUAUGAUGACUAUGAUGUAGUGGAUGAGUGUAAGCAAUUCGUCUGGUU
This is a messenger RNA of Amborella trichopoda, 3330 nucleotides long. RefSeq names its product general transcription and DNA repair factor IIH helicase/translocase subunit XPB1. NCBI's taxonomy places the organism in Eukaryota, Viridiplantae, Streptophyta, Magnoliopsida, Amborellales, Amborellaceae. Gene Ontology annotation, cellular component: nucleotide-excision repair factor 3 complex; transcription preinitiation complex; transcription factor TFIIH holo complex. Gene Ontology annotation, molecular function: 3'-5' DNA helicase activity; hydrolase activity; ATP binding. The record is from RefSeq and is a predicted model, not a curated record. Gene Ontology annotation, biological process: nucleotide-excision repair; transcription initiation at RNA polymerase II promoter.